AUUUGAAAACACAAUUUCCCUAACAUAUACAAAGGUGGGGUGUGCUUCACGCUACACUAUUGGUGCAUUUCUUCUGGACUUCAUCACCUUUUCUUUCCUUUUUAUUUCCGUUUUAUCGCUGUGCGGCGCUGCCAUUUUCAGCCAUUUUGGUUUAUGUGUUGGCGUAUUACAAAAGUGAAUGCUGGAUUUUCGUCAGGACAGGUUUCAAAUCUCUUGUUACACAGUGUUGUGUAGUUCUAAAGAAAGGAGUGCCGUGUCAUCCAUUGUGUUGUCCGUUAAUUGGUGUGUGCAGUGCGUAUGAUCGCCUCUGGAAGGGACAAAAUAACAGUUAGGAUACAUAAUAUGAAAAGAAGUAGUGAUAGGGACACACCUCCACGUAGCAAAAGGUCACGAUCAAGCAUGGGAAGAUACGACGAUAGUUCCGACGAGAGAAUAACGCCCGAUCGCAUCCGGCGUCGAGGUAGCCGCGCGCGUUCUCCUAGCCCACGGGCCCGGUACGUUUCUCCUCAUCGUGACGAAUACUUGCGACCUCCGGAACGGUCUUAUCCGUAUAAAGUUCUAUGCGUUAGUGCCCUUCAUCCCAAAGCUAGUGAUGAAGUUAUUAAAGACACACUCUAUAGGGAAUACAAAAAAUAUGGUGACCUGAGCAUCAGACUCAGUCACGACCUUGAUGAACGUGUUGCCUAUGUUUGUUUCCGUAAUCCAGAGGAUGCGAGAGAUGCCAAACAUGGUAAACCUCGUAUUAUUAUUUAUGACAAGGUAGCUCUAGUCGAGGCUGUCUAUGAAGUUCCUCGUUCAAACGACGUUUAUCGUAGUAGACCGCGUUCUAUUAGCCCCGAUUAUGACAGGCACUAUGCUUAUGCCAGAUCACCUGAUCGUUUGCGCACUGUUGACCGUUAUGAACGAGCUUACGGCCCUCCUGCUGGGGUACCAGUACAUCGAGAGUAUAGACGUGAAGCUUUGCCAGCUCCACAUCACGAAUACCUUGCCAGACCUCCUAUACAUCAUGGCCCACCUCACAUGCCCCCUACUCACGGUUAUGGCCCGCCUAGACAUACAGUUCCACGCCCACCUUUCGAAAAACAAGAGAACAAAAAAGACAAAUUUCCUAAUUAUUUACAUCACAUUCAGCCAGAGGAUGACCCUCUUGCUACCAGAACAUUGUUUGCAGGUAACUUAGAAAUAAAUAUUACUGAAGAGGAACUGAGAAGAAUCUUUGGAAGGUAUGGUGUAGUAGAAGACAUUGAUAUAAAAAGACCUCCUCCAGGUACAGGUAACGCAUUUGCUUUCGUACGUUUUAACACACUAGAUAUGGCUCAUAGAGCAAAAGUAGAACUUUCUGGUCAAUAUAUUGGAAAAUUCCAGUGUAAGAUUGGGUAUGGUAAAGCAACACCAACUACUAGAAUUUGGGUAGGUGGUCUUGGACCUUGGACUUCUAUACCACAGCUUGAAAGAGAGUUUGAUCGAUUUGGCGCUAUAAAGAAGAUAGAUUAUGUAAAAGGUGAUAAUCAAGCGCUAAUUUUAUAUGACAGCAUAGAUGCUGCACAAGCUGCUGUGAAAGAGAUGCGUGGUUUUCCAUUAGGUGGGCCUGAACGUAGAUUGAGAACAGAUUUUGCAGAUGUUACACCAGGUGUACCAUACCGACCUAAACCUCCUUAUGCCGCAGGAAUAGAUGAUUACAGACGAGACAUUGAUUAUGAUUAUGACUAUGAAGGAGGAGAAGGUAGUAGCGCAUAUCGAGGUUAUAGAGGUAGACAGCCUUAUCUUGAAAGAAGAGCAGGUAGUAGAGGUCCUUAUCGAUAUCCCGAAGGUGUGACAGAAGAUGAAUGGGGUCGUACACGAGAUGCUGAGUACGAUCGAAGACGAUCUGGUUCUCGAGGUCUUGAUAGGUCAAGAUCCCGCUCUCCUAGAAGAUCACCAGACUCUGACUCUGACAGUGGUUCUCGUAGAGCUGGUUUGUUGGCUUCAAGCCGUACUUUACCAGAAGUUGCCAGAAAAUGCACCACAAUUUGGCAAGGUGCUCUAAUUCUUAAAAAUUCACUAUUUCCUGCAAAAUUCCACUUGAUCGAUGGUGACACCGAUAUUGUCGAUGGUUUGAUGAAAGAUGAGGAUGGUAAACAUCAAUUGCGGAUUACACAAAGACUUAGACUGGAUCAACCUAAAUUAGAAGAUGUGCAGAAACGUAUAUCUAGUGCCAGUUCACAUGCUAUAUUUUUAGGAUUGGCCGGUUCUACGGCGUCUGUUACAAAUGAUGACACAACAGUUCAGACAAGACCACUUCGUAAUCUAGUGUCAUAUCUUAAACAGAAGGAAGCUGCUGGAGUUAUUUCCUUAUUAAAUAAGGAAACUGAAGCAACGGGAGUGCUUUAUUCAUUUCCCCCUUGUCCCUUCUCUACUGAACUCCUAAAACGCACUUGCCCUAACCUUUCGGAUGAAGCAAUAAAAGAAGACCAUUUAGUUAUUGUAGUGGUACGUGGUGGUACUGCUUAAAUAUCAUUUUACAUGUACACCUUUUAUGACCCAUAUUUACACAAAUUGUUAAUUUCAAAAGUAUAGUCACAACAUGCUAUCGGAUAUCACACGUUUGCUGGUAAAUGAACAUAAUUUAUACGUAUAUAUAGUCAUCAUGAAUUUAUAUGAAUACCUAUAUUAAUCUCUUAGAUGAAAUUCUACUUAAUUUUUAUUUAUUGUUAAGCAAAAUUAUAUAGAUGCAAAUUUAAUAAGUUAAAAAUAUAAAAAAAAAAUAUUUUCUUUAAUAAUACAACCAACAUACACACUGGGCAUAAAGAGAGCAAGAAUUUAAAAUUUAGGUAAAUUAAAGACUAACAUGUAAAAAAUUAUUUUCUAAAUGAGUAAUUCUUGCAUUACUCAUAGUUAAAUAAAAAUUCUGUUCAUUAUACCACAAAAUAUUGCUUGGGAAUUGUGCUUUUUGUAUAUUGUGACUGUACUGCCUCUUGAGGCAUAUUGCAAGUUUACAUAUUUUUACUCAUUUACACUUUUUAUAUUAUAUCCCCUUUUAUUUUUUCCCAUAGAGGCAAUUGUUUUGUUGUAGUAGUUGAUCAUGCCGAGUCUAACAGCAUUUUAUUUCAGGAAAUUGGAGAUCAACGAUAGGUAGAGUUUAGACCAGUUACUUUGUGUAUAUUGACCAAUGUAUCUUUGUUAAAGUGUUAACACAUUAUUUUUACGAAGAGUUACUGUAAAACGUGCAGUGGAAUCAUAGUUUAAGUGAUUGCAGUUCUUUCUCAUUAUAAUUUUUCAUGCAUUUGUGUACUAAGUUUCUGUAAGGAUUUAUCUGAGACUAUGUGAAAGGACUGUACCUUGUUCAUUCAUUAAACAGCAGUGUAAACGUAGUGUACUAGUGUAGUUGAUAAUUCAGGCAACCCUGUACUGUUUCAAAAUCUUAACUGGCCUUGUGAUUAGUGUAAGAGUUAUCGGUGACUUUAUUUUUAUAAAUGCUGUGGCCAGAAAUAUUUGUAUUUUACCCUGGUAUUGUAAAAUAUAAUUAUUUGCCAUGCAAUCCAUGUAGUGUUGUGAAAUAGAUAAGUUCUUUCAGAAAGAUGUGUUAUUCUUCAGUUAACCUGGUGGGUGUUGUGAUUCGAAAAUCUUUGUUCGGGGUAACUAAAAACAACAAAGUAGUUCUUGUGAGUGACCAGAUCCUUCCACAGCACUAAAGUUAGUAGUUAACAAAGUUUCCACUUGUGGCCUAAUAAUCUUGUGAAAGUCAAAAUACAAAUCAAAAUUUUAAUGAAAACGUGUUAAUGUAUGUGAUGACUACAUCAAAUUUCAAUAAACCGUAAUUGUGUAAGAAAAUAUUAUGAAUAUUAAGUAGUGUUCAAAAAAAAGUGCUAGGUUUUAAAUUUGAUUUUGAAAAAUUUGUGCCUGUGGAUUUUUAGCUUCCUUACUGAGGACAUAACAGGUCUGUAAACUACUGUUAAAAAAAUUUAAAUUUAACCAUUUUUAAAAUAAAUUACAAAUACGUUUUUAUCAUAA
Molecule: messenger RNA, 3990 nt
Organism: Anoplophora glabripennis (Asian longhorned beetle)
Lineage: Eukaryota; Metazoa; Arthropoda; Insecta; Coleoptera; Cerambycidae
Gene: nito
Product: putative RNA-binding protein 15B
Exons: 2
Coding region: 298-2490 (730 amino acids)
Biological process (GO): regulation of alternative mRNA splicing, via spliceosome
Cellular component (GO): nucleus
Molecular function (GO): mRNA binding
Source: RefSeq, a predicted model, not a curated record